AUGGAUCGCCGAAAAUUACCAGAAUUAGCGAUAGCUUAUGUUAAAAUUGGUACAACAUUACUCUGCACUUGGCCGCUGACCUCUGGAGCUACCAAUCUGCAACGAAAAUUCAAUCAAGUUAAGUGGUUGUCUCUAUUGCUACUACUGUGCUCUCUCGAAUUUUCAAUUCUCUACACGGCUUAUUUAUCUCGAGCCAAUUUUAUGGAACUCACGAGAUUCAUUUGCUUCGCCGCUUCUUCGGGUCAUGCAAUUAUAAAAAUGAUUGUAUGCAGAUGGCAUCAACAGGAAUAUCGGGAAUUGAUCGAAGAGAUGGAAAUUUUUUUAACAUAUGCCACUUGCCGUGAAAGAGAAGUAUUGGAUGUUUGCGUGAGAAAAGCAGCUCCUGUUCACUUGACAUUCAAUAUUAUUGGACUGGUCGCGGGUAUUUCGUACAUCUGUGGACCCAUAAUUCUGGACCAAAAUCUACCAACUGAAACAGUCUAUCCAUUUGCUACUGAUCAUUAUCCGGCGCUUCAGAUAAUUUAUCUAAUGCAAUCAAUCUCAGUUUUGCAGUGCUGCACGGUUGGGCCACUCGAUGGACAAGUGUGCAUGCCUUUCUGGUUCAAUAUUGCUCGACUAAAACUCCUGGCGAGUGAUAUGAGAAAAAUUUCUGGUGUCGAUGAUCUCAAUGCCUGUAUCAAAGUCCAUCAAGAUAUACUGAGGUCUCAAAAUUUAUUCUAUUUUAGCAGAUGA
Messenger RNA from Fopius arisanus, 732 nucleotides. RefSeq lists its product as uncharacterized. Gene Ontology annotation, molecular function: olfactory receptor activity; odorant binding. NCBI's taxonomy places the organism in Eukaryota, Metazoa, Arthropoda, Insecta, Hymenoptera, Braconidae. Bases 1 to 732 code for a protein of 243 amino acids. The record is from RefSeq and is a predicted model, not a curated record. The transcript has 2 exons. Gene Ontology annotation, cellular component: plasma membrane. Gene Ontology annotation, biological process: sensory perception of smell; detection of chemical stimulus involved in sensory perception of smell.